This is a messenger RNA of Guillardia theta CCMP2712, 591 nucleotides long. RefSeq lists its product as hypothetical. The record is from RefSeq and is a predicted model, not a curated record. Gene Ontology annotation, molecular function: guanyl-nucleotide exchange factor activity; small GTPase binding. Gene Ontology annotation, biological process: vesicle-mediated transport. Gene Ontology annotation, cellular component: cytosol; endocytic vesicle. The annotation marks the transcript as partial. The transcript has a single exon. Lineage: Eukaryota; Cryptophyceae; Pyrenomonadales; Geminigeraceae.
GACUCGGCAAUUUUGAUCUCAAUCCUGGAGGAGCUGGAGGGGUACGUGCGCGAGCAUCCGUCGUGGAGGGGAGCAGGGAGGGAAGAGAUAGAGGCAGCAAGUGAAGCUGUGGAGAAGCUUGUGACUGUGAAGCUGUACCACAAGCUGUUCGCUGUGGUCGAGCAAGACAAGCUGCUAGACCAGGAGCUGCAGACGAGGAUCUUUUGCCUACAGUUUCUUCAGCCCUGCCACCUUGACAUCAGCAAUGACUGCAUCGAGCGAGGAGGGAAAUCUCUAGAGGUUGCAAAGUUGGAGCUGCAGCGGAUGAACGCGUACAAGUCGCCCAAGGACAAGCUGGUGUGCCUGUACAACUGCUGCAAGGUUGCAAGCCAACUGCUAGCGACAACGAGCAGCGAGAGUGCGACAGGAGCCGACGAGCUUCUUCCACUCUUGAUCUACAUCAUCAUCCUCUCCAACCCUCCUUCUCUUCACUCAAACCUGCAGUUCAUCUACCACUACCGCCAUCCCUCGCGCUUGCUCGGCGAGCAAGGAUACUGCCUCACCAACAUCAUGUCUGCCGAGACUUUCUUGCUGCAGGUGCUUGCUUCCUCC